Neocloeon triangulifer is the source of this 654-nucleotide messenger RNA. Its product is annotated as thialysine N-epsilon-acetyltransferase-like. The coding region runs from base 55 to 567 and encodes 170 amino acids. The record is from RefSeq and is a predicted model, not a curated record. Gene Ontology annotation, molecular function: N-acetyltransferase activity. NCBI's taxonomy places the organism in Eukaryota, Metazoa, Arthropoda, Insecta, Ephemeroptera, Baetidae. The transcript is spliced from 4 exons.
UGCGGGUUAUAAAACGAAAAAGCCGUCACUACCGGGUGUCAGUUUGUGGCGACCAUGAGCUCCGUACCGCUUAUUAGAACAGCUCGCAAGGAGGAUUGCAAAGAAAUCCAGCGCCUAAUUCAGGAACUCGCCACUUACGAAAAAUUUCCGCACGCCCCGAAACUGAAAGUCGAAGAUCUUGAACGGGAUGGAUUUGAAAGCAGCCCUCCGAAGUUCAAGUGCUUUGUGGCAGAAAACCCAGAUAAUGAGGAGGAAUUGUGCGGAUAUGCAAUGUAUUAUCCAACUUAUUCCGCUUGGGAUGGAAAGGCGAUCCGACUCGAGGACCUUUUUGUGGCUCCUGAAGGCAGAGGAACGGGUCUGGGAAAAAGACUUUUUAGUCUUGUGGCAAAAGAGGCCUUGGAAGGCAAUUAUUGCAGGGUUGAGUUCACAGCUCUGGGAUGGAAUCAGGCUGCUGGUUUUUAUACGCAUCUUGGUGCAGAAAAUACCACAAGCAGUGAAGACAGAAAUGUCUGGCGUCUUUACCGGAGCGGUAUGGAAAAGCUCUUGGAAAAUUCCAAUUUGAAUUGAAAAUAUUCCUCUAUGGAAUAAGAAAAAUUUCACAUGGAAUGUAUUUUAUUGUAUUAAACGAUAGUAAAAAAUGUAACAAAAAAAGUU